This is a messenger RNA of Cryptomeria japonica (Japanese cedar), 489 nucleotides long. RefSeq lists its product as uncharacterized. The record is from RefSeq and is a predicted model, not a curated record. The transcript is spliced from 4 exons. Lineage: Eukaryota; Viridiplantae; Streptophyta; Pinopsida; Cupressales; Cupressaceae. The coding region runs from base 1 to 489 and encodes 162 amino acids.
AUGGGUCUUGGAGGCGGUGGUGGAGGUGGUGGAGGAGGAGGUAAAGGAGAUAUAGGUGGAGGUAGAGGGGAUGGAGGAGAUAGAGGUGGAGGAGGAGCUAGAGGAGAUAGAGGUGGAGAUAGAGGUGGUGCUAGGGGUGGAGAUGGAGAUAGAGGUAGAGGUAGAGGUGGAGGAGGAGGAGGUCUUGUUCUUGCUGUUGGCGGGGGUGGUAGGACCGAGGAGGGUGGUACAGAGGCUCUCCAUUGUAUCUUUCAGGAUGAUGAGAUUAGUGGUUAUGAGAUCCUAUGGCAGAGAGGGAUACAAAAGUUAAGCGCCAAGGCUGAGCAGAGGCCCUUGCUGACAGUGGCAUCCAGUCAAUCUGGCCGUAUUCAUACGAGGAUGGAGAGCGGAGGUGUUACAGGGCCUGCUCAAUGUGACCCACCUAGUGGAGAUCCAGGAGGUGGGACAUCUACUGUCAGACCAUCUGCCUCAGGAGAUAGUCAUACCUGA